AUGGAUUUAGUUGAUAUUCCUCUCAUGGGAAACAAAUUUAUUUGGUUCAAUCUUGAUGGGAGUGCUUGUAGUAGGUUGGAUCGUUUCUUGAUUUCGGAUUCCCUUCUUGAUUUGUGGAAAGUGAAAGGUAUUAUGGUAGGUGAGAGGUCGUUGUCAGAUCAUUGUCCGAUUUGGUUGGCGGGUAAUUUUGUGGAUCGGGGGCCAAAACCUUUUAAGAUGUUCAAGUGUUGGUUCGAUCAUGAGGAGUUUCUUCCCUUUGUGGAGAAGGAGUGGAAGGCCAUGGACAUCCGUGGCAAAUAUGGAUUCAUUCUUAAGGAGAAGCUCUAUAUUCUUAAAGCUAAGUUGAAAUCUUGGAAUAGGGAGGUGUUUGGUGUGCUCGAUUUAAAUGUGGAUAAAGCGGUUAGUACUCUUAAUGAUCUCGAUUUGUUUGUGGAUAAUGCGGGGAGGGGAGAUUUUUGGAGUGACAUUUUGUCGUCUAAUAGAGUUAAGGCUUCUAAGGAUGUGUGGGAGGCGAUGUUAAGAAGGGAAAGUAUGUUAUGUCAAAAUUCUAGAUGUCGGUGGAUUCAACAAGGGGAUGCUAAUUCUAAAUACUUUCAUUCUUUUAUGCGUGGAAGAUUUAGGAGGAAUAAUAUUGUGAGUCUUAAUUCGGAUGGUGGCCUUUUAGAGGAUGUCGAUGUGAUCAAAGAUGAGGUGUUUGAACAUUUUAAACAUCGGUUUUCGGAGCCCUGUAUGGGUAGACCGGUGUUGGAUGGAGUUGGUUUUAAUGCUUUGUCGGUGGAGGAAAGUAAGAUUCUUGAGGAGUCGUUUUACAUGGAGGAAAUAAAGAACAUCAUCUGGCUUAGUGAUUGUGAGAAAAGUCUGGGUCCGGAUGGUUUCCCGUUGGGGUUCUUUAAGAAGACUUGGAGCUUUGUCAAUAAGGAGUUGUUUUACUUUGUUCAGGAGUUUUAUAGACAGGGUUCUCUUCCUAGAGCGGCUACGGCUUCAUUUUGGGCGCUUAUUCCUAAAGUGGAUUGUCCUUAA
Messenger RNA from Vicia villosa (hairy vetch), 1020 nucleotides. RefSeq lists its product as uncharacterized. The transcript has a single exon. NCBI's taxonomy places the organism in Eukaryota, Viridiplantae, Streptophyta, Magnoliopsida, Fabales, Fabaceae. The coding region runs from base 1 to 1020 and encodes 339 amino acids. The record is from RefSeq and is a predicted model, not a curated record.